Molecule: messenger RNA, 717 nt
Organism: Pyricularia pennisetigena
Lineage: Eukaryota; Fungi; Ascomycota; Sordariomycetes; Magnaporthales; Pyriculariaceae
Exons: 1
Coding region: 1-717 (238 amino acids)
Source: RefSeq, a predicted model, not a curated record
AUGUUCAAUCUCUUCAAAAGAAAAGGCCGCCGGAGACUCGCCAACGGCUCGACGGAUGACGACUACGCGCAGCUUCUGCGCCCAAGCACAAGUUCAAAUGCCAGCACGAGCAACGAAGAAGCUCACUACGAAAGCAAAGUCUCGGGAGAGUCUAGGCGGUUUAUGGUGUGGGGCGCUCUCCUCGGGGUUCUGGUCAUCUUGGUCGCCAUCGUCUCCCUGAUCGUGGUCAACACAACAGCCCUCGACCCAUAUGCGUACGAGCGGUACGACCCACGCACCAAGCGAUGCGGCACAACCGCGGCAGAGGCCAAACGUCUCGGCUGCCAUUUUGACCCCAUCGCCUUCUCCUGGCUCCCGGAUGACUGCCUGGACCACGAACUGAUGUCGGAGUUCCGGAUGACCGGAUGGACGUUGUAUGCGGAUAAAAACAAGACGACAACGUUGUCUGAAAAGGCCUGGUCUGGAGAGGAGAUGCAUGGCGGCGAGGGGGGAAAACACCACCACGGGAUGCAUCAAGCUUGGCUUACUAGCAAGGACAGCAAGCUCCAUUGCAUUUUUUCGUGGAAACGGAUGCAUCGGGCAAUCAUGGCAGGGAGAAAUCUCCCGGAGAAUUUGUCCUUGUGGGCAAACACGAAACAUUGUGCCGAUAUUUUGGAAGCGCAUCUAAACCCCGAGGAGAUUGUUUUGGAUAUCCACGCUGGGUUUUCGGCCUGUUAG